Messenger RNA from Exaiptasia diaphana, 1839 nucleotides. Its product is annotated as glycine receptor subunit alpha-1. NCBI's taxonomy places the organism in Eukaryota, Metazoa, Cnidaria, Anthozoa, Actiniaria, Aiptasiidae. Bases 32 to 1651 code for a protein of 539 amino acids. Gene Ontology annotation, cellular component: neuron projection; synapse; membrane. The record is from RefSeq and is a predicted model, not a curated record. Gene Ontology annotation, molecular function: extracellular ligand-gated monoatomic ion channel activity; neurotransmitter receptor activity; transmembrane signaling receptor activity. The transcript has 9 exons. Gene Ontology annotation, biological process: chloride transmembrane transport; chemical synaptic transmission; regulation of membrane potential.
ACAUUUAGUGCAAUGUUGACAGCAACUGACUAUGGUCUCUAGAGACUUUACAACACUCAGGGACGAACUGCUUUAUGCUCCAUCAAUACUCGAAUACAAAAGAACGAUCUUCUUGACUGCACAUUACAAGAUACAAGAAAAGGUUUAUAGACUUCUAGUUACUGUACAAGCCAUCAUACUCACUGUCAAGCACUGCAAGCAGGUAGCCAAAGCAGAAUUCACUAAGUCAAGUACUAUUGUCCCAAUGAUUGAUUACACCACUAAACAAGAAUGCUCUACAAUGGAACGAAUUGUAGUAGUGUGGGUUUUAUUUCUGAUGUCUGGAGUACAAGCCACUUGUAGCAAAUAUAAUGCUACAACACAAGAAAUGAAGCGUUUAUUUGACACAAAUCGGUAUGACAGACGAUUGCGGCCGCUGUUUCAAAAAGAUAAAGUGACGGUGACAGUUGGGAUGUCUGUGGUGCAUUUUGGGCAAAUACGCGAAGUUGAUAUGGAUUACAACAUUGAUAUAUUCUUUUAUCAAAACUGGAAAGACGAACGGUUAAAACACAACUUGAAGUUCCCUAUAGUCCUUGGAGGCGAAUACAGACACCUUAUAUGGAUGCCUGAUACGUUCUUUUUGAAUAUCAAAACUGCAAAGUUUCACAGUAUACCAGCUGACAAUAGUAGAAUAUCGAUAAACCCUAAUGGACAUGUCAACUAUAGUACAAGGCUGACACUAACAGCAGGCUGUGAGAUGAAUCUUCGGGACUAUCCAUUGGACGAACAGACUUGUAACUUAACAAUACUUAGCUAUGCAUUUACAGUGCAUGACCUUGACUAUAAAUGGAGUGGUAAAACCGAAGAUGCAAUAGUUAUACUAAAUAAUGCCAUGAACGAGUUUGACUUGUCUGACUACAAAACAUUCAAAGAGUUUUAUGACUACGUCUCAGGACGUUGGACUCAUUUAACAGCGUCAUUUUCGUUCAAGCGUCGCCUUGGUUACUCCCUCAUUCAAGUGUACGCGCCUACGUUUCUGAUAGUGGCGUUGUCAUGGUUAUCGUUUUGGAUCUCGAAAGAUGCUGUGCCCGCGAGGAUCGGCCUCGGUAUAACUACAGUACUGACAAUUGUUACACUGAUGGGUUCGUUUAGAGCCCAAGUACCAAAGGUUUCGUACAUCAAAGCUAUUGAUCUGUUUUUCAUUGUCUCGUUCAUGUUUGUGUUUGGUGCUGUGUUGGAGUAUAUCGCAGUGAUUCUACACAGCUCCAUGUUGGAAAAACAAACUGAAAGAAAGAAAGAAAAAGAGAAACAAGAAGAUGGCUAUGAUAACAACGUCAUUUCAUUGAACAUUAUGAACGCAAAUCAUAACAACGAUGAAAUAGUUGAGGAUGAGCCAUCACAAUCUACGAUUACUAACGUGGGAGAAGCUAAUGCAAAUAGUAAUAUCACAAAUCAUGAUACUCGUCCAAGGAAGCGAAAAAGUAGACCGCGUAAAUUCAAAAAAGCGGGUCAAUUUGUACGAUUUGUCUUUGUUGAGCAGAACGCAGAUUCGAUUGACAAAGUGUCCAGAAUACUAUUCCCAGUUGGCUAUAUCUUAUUUGGCGCGGCUUACUGGAUCUAUUACUCGCUUGCACCUUUUCACAAUAAUGAGAAUGUGAAAUUCUCAAUGUAAAUAUAUCUUGAACUUUUAUCAUGUCAUAUUUGGAUGUUUGCUAUUUAUAUUCGACUUUACUGCACAUAUAUGUAAAAGAUAUCAUCAUCAAGGUUAUUAAAAACUUAGAAUAAAACUGGUUGAGAGGCAAAAACAACAAUAAGAAUAACAACAUAAGUUAUAUACACGAAGAAAAGGAUUCCUUACAA